AAACGUUUAUUAUUAUGUGUUUUCUACUAAUAAAGAAAGAGUUAAUAAAUAUUGGCACCCCAAAACACACACCAGGAAUAAAACUUCAUGCCAGCAGUCCACUACAGGGGCACCAGAAGAACAUUUAAACAAAGAACAAAAUUCAUGUUUUCCAAAAAAAGGUGAUUUCUGGAGAUGAACCAGAUCACUUCAAGGCUGAUUGACAAAACUGCUUUUAAACUGAAAUGAUUAUAUAAAUAAAUCCUUUUUUAUUUUAUCAGUAUCAGUAUAUUGUUUGGUUUCUGCAACAUUUUUAGCCCAACUAGUGGAGAACAUCUUUGAAGAUUUUUACAAAGUAUUUUAGCUUCGUUUGGAUAAACGAACUGUUUGGAUGCCGGAGUGUGUAAAGCUGUUCUUCAUGCUAAGGAAGGAUUUUUCACUGAAAAUAAAAUAAAGUCUGGGCAUUUCUAAAUUUUAUUUGGUCAGAGUGAAUCUUCAGAACAUUACAGUUUGUUAUAUAGAAAUAAAGGAAUCUGCAUGUGUCUUUUAAGCACCAUAACACUCAGUAUUUAUACACUUUUCACACACAUUGUAGGUCUUUGUACUUUAUAUAUUUAAAUUGACAAUAAAGUGACUUGAAAAACAUUUACAGGAAAGUGUUGGGGUUUUCCCAUUAUAAUAACUGAGCUGCAAUACCCGCACUUCUCCAUCAGUAGGCGCUGUAAACAUAAUCUCUACUGUAAACACAGCAGAGAAGAAGACAAGCUGCAGCUUUCUGUUUAUUAUCAUUAUGUUAUAUAUAUUUGCUGUCUGAUCUUAAUGCUGUUUGACUGAAACUACUUAUAUUAUAUCCAAUCUUGGUUUUGUCGGUGUUGAAGGAUUUUCAGUACAUUAUUGAUAUAAAACCGAGCUAUAACAGCUUCAACUCUUCUGGGAAGACUUUCCACAAGGCUUAGGAGUGUGAGGUCAGACACUGAUGUUGGACGAGAAGAUUAUUGGUUUGAAGGUCGAUGAUGGAAUCAGCAGAGGCACAACUGGGCUGCAGAAAUCCUCCACACACUCCUGUUUACACACAGCUUUUGGAAGAUGUGCAGACAGAAACCUGUGGAGAAACAUCAGGCUCUGAGGGACACCACAGCCCCGUAGACAAUCAGAAACGCAUAAAAAAAGAAGAAUAUGAUGAUGAGGACUUUCUCUGUGGAUGGAGCUCUGUGGGGGACGUUACACUUAGGGACAUACAGGAACAUGUAAUAAAGGAAGAAGCAGACGAUGAAGACUACCACUGUGAAGGAACAUCUGUGGGCCAAAUCAACCCUGCGGAGGACCUGCAUGGUGGGAAUAAGGAUAUAAAAGAUGAAGACACACAUGAAGAAGGCUACAUAUGUACUGCAACAGUCUGUGAAAUGAACCCUUCCCAGUUACAAGACUUCUCCUGCUCCUGGUGUUCACUUCCCUGCCCAUCUGAACUUUCCCUCCGGAAGCACAUCAGAAGAUUGCACUAUAAAGAACAUCAGCGGAAAUAUGAGAACCUGAAGACUAAGACCUCUGAUGAAGAAGUGCAGAAAGACAUCUUUCCCUGUUCUGUGUGUGGGAAGAGUUUUUCCCAGCAGAGUAACCUACACCGACACCUUCGUGUUCACACUGGAGAAAAACCCCAUAGCUGCUCAGAGUGUGGAAAAGCCUUUGCCCACAAGUGCAACCUGCAGAGACACGAGCGCCUUCACGGCGGAGGACCGAAGUACGAGUGCUUGGAGUGCGGGAAGAGUUUCGCCCAGCCAAGUUACCUCCAGCAGCACCAGGUCAUCCACAGAGGAGAGAAACCGUAUCGGUGCUCAGAGUGCGGCAAGAGCUUCAUCCGCCAGAGCGAUCUCCAGCAGCACCGAGUCGUCCACACGGGAGAAAAGCCACACCGCUGCUUGGACUGCGGCAAAAGUUUUAUACGCCAGAGCAAUCUCAUCCGGCAUCGACGCGUUCACACGGGGGAGAAACCCUAUUACUGCUCCGAGUGUGGAAAAACCUUCGCUCAGCAAAGUUAUCUCCAGCAGCACCAGCGUGUCCACACCGGAGAGAAGCCGUAUCGGUGCUCCGAGUGUGGCAAGAGUUUUAUCCGCCACAGUAACCUCCAGGAUCAUCUUCUGGUUCACACUAUGGUGAAGCCAUAUCGCUGCUCACAGUGUGGGAAGAGCUUUACCCGGCAGAAUGAACUCCAGACACACCAGCGCAUACACACCGGAGAGAAACCCUAUCAUUGCUCCGAGUGCGGCAAGAGUUUCAGAGGCAAGAGGCAUCUCCGAGCACACCAGGUCAUCCACACGGCCGAGAAGACCUAUUACUGCUCAUUGUGUAGGAAGAGCUUUCAUCAGCAUACUGGUCUCCAAAACCACCUCUGCCUGCACACAGGAGACACGCCGUACCACUGCUUCACUCUGUGGGAUGAGUUUUAUCCCACAGAGCGCUCUUAAAAAACUGACCUUACAUCAUACUUGUCAUACCUUUCAUUAUUAUUAUGAACAUUUUAAAACAGUUAUAAUUUUUUGAUAUUUUAAUAUAUUUGAGAUAAGUGUACUUACAUUCAGCUUCUGUUCCAUGAAUUUGGAAAUCCAAAUGAUCAUACUUGCACGAUUUUUUUUUUUUUUAAGUGUGUAGUUAUACAAUUACUGUAAAUAUGUAUAUAAAUGUAUAUAUGUAUAUUUAUAUAUCUAUAAAUAUCUAUAUCUAUA
Messenger RNA from Silurus meridionalis, 2699 nucleotides. Its product is annotated as zinc finger protein 525-like. Gene Ontology annotation, molecular function: RNA polymerase II cis-regulatory region sequence-specific DNA binding; DNA-binding transcription factor activity. NCBI's taxonomy places the organism in Eukaryota, Metazoa, Chordata, Actinopteri, Siluriformes, Siluridae. The transcript has 7 exons. The record is from RefSeq and is a predicted model, not a curated record. Gene Ontology annotation, biological process: regulation of transcription by RNA polymerase II. Gene Ontology annotation, cellular component: nucleus. The coding region runs from base 990 to 2441 and encodes 483 amino acids.